Molecule: messenger RNA, 1051 nt
Organism: Populus trichocarpa (black cottonwood)
Lineage: Eukaryota; Viridiplantae; Streptophyta; Magnoliopsida; Malpighiales; Salicaceae
Product: vesicle transport protein GOT1
Exons: 7
Coding region: 362-784 (140 amino acids)
Biological process (GO): retrograde transport, endosome to Golgi; endoplasmic reticulum to Golgi vesicle-mediated transport
Source: RefSeq, a predicted model, not a curated record
CUCGUUUCAUUUCCUUUACUGCUCCUCCUCCUCGCUUCUCUCAAAUCUCAGGUCACCCCCCUCUCUCUCUGUUUAGUUUCUGUUUGGUUGUCGAGAAAAACAAGAGGAAAAUCAGAAAGAUAAACUUAGGCCGUUCUUUGUUUUAUCAGCAUCCAAACACAGCUUCUUUCGAUUCAUUCUCUCUCUCACACUGUUUUAUCUUCUUUUAAUCGGUGAAAUGGAUAAUCGUUUCGAUAUGAUUUCUCUUUCUAUUGCAGAUAGAUCAGUCUAGAAGAUCUCUUUCGUGUUCUGUCUCUUUCUCUGUACCUGAUUUACCGGUUAAAGUGAUUAGUACGUGAAGAAUCCACCAACAGCUUUAACGAUGGUUUCCUUUGAAUUGAAUGACCGUAAAAAGAUUGGGUUAGGCUUGACUGGAUUUGGCAUAUUUUUCUCAUUCUUGGGAAUUGUCUUCUUCUUUGACAAGGGAUUUCUUGCCAUGGGAAAUAUCCUUUUCAUCUCUGGAGUCAGUCUCACUAUUGGACCAAAGUCUACCAUGCAAUUCUUCAUGAAACGCCAGAAUUUUAAGGGAACUAUUUCAUUUGGUGCUGGCUUCUUCUUUGUGGUCAUAGGAUGGCCAGUUAUUGGCAUGAUUUUGGAAGCAUAUGGUUUCAUUGUUCUCUUCAGUGGUUUCUGGCCAACACUGGCAGUUUUCAUUCAGAAGAUACCAAUUCUUGGAUGGGUGUUCCAACAGCCUUUUGUGAGAUCGUUUUUUGAUCGAUAUCGGGGCAAAAGAGUGCCCGUGUAAAUGCAGUAUCAGAGGAAGUGCAACUGAACUCCAGAAUCAAGACAGGCCAACAUCCUAGCAUUUGUAAAAAAAGAAAAAAGAAAAAGGAAUAGUCAGCUCCAGACAUAAUCUUUUUGGCACUUGUAAGGGUGACUGUUUACUCCGACAUCAUUGGGAAGUGCAUCAAAGCGGCAAAUAGUACGAUUUGCAAGUCACUGUAAGAUACAGGGGUUCUGUAUGAGUGACCAUCUAUUCAAUUUCAUUUGAUAAUAGCUUAUUCUUUUAGUA